Aureobasidium melanogenum CBS 110374 is the source of this 627-nucleotide messenger RNA. RefSeq lists its product as uncharacterized. The record is from RefSeq and is a predicted model, not a curated record. NCBI's taxonomy places the organism in Eukaryota, Fungi, Ascomycota, Dothideomycetes, Dothideales, Saccotheciaceae. The transcript is spliced from 2 exons. The annotation marks the transcript as partial.
AUGCCCAAAGACAGUACACCCACAGAAGCCGAUGUCAUUUUCAAUCGAGCAAAUGUCGCGCUCGCUCGCAGCCAGCGCUUAGUCCAGUCAUGGCUCCCCACCAAAACUGGCCAGGAGACGCUUCCCCAGAAGACCGACCAAGAGUUGCUGAAAGAAGAUGAGGAAUUAUUCAAACCCACACCAGAGCUCCUUGGAGUCGGUGCAACCGCCCCCGAUGCAGAUCAAGACUCGCUGCUCAAAAAAAGACCUGGCGCAAACUAUGACAGACUACUAGAGCAGUUGCUAGGCAAGAAGGCCGCUAAAGGCCAUCGAGCUACUUCCAAGCCUCAGCCUGCUCAGAAGACGCCUGCGCUGCAGAAGACCACUGCAGACCAAGUCGACGCUGAUGACGACGACGACGAUGAAGAAGGAAGAGCGACUAUGGUUGCCUCUAAUUCUAAUAAGAAGAGAAAGGGUCCUGCUCAAUCGUCCACGAAUAAGACUGCCUCCACAUCUCAGAAACAAGACAAGGCGGAAGUCUUGUCAGAUGACGAUGAUGAUCCAAGGCCAAGCAAGAAGAGAUCUGGAACAUAUCUUGAUCAGCUUCUUGCGGAAAAGGCUAGCAAAAAGAAGAGGAAGCAGCAGCAG